GCUCGGGUCAGUGACGCAGCGUGAGGAGGCGUCUGUCCGCUGUACUUGCUCUGUUGUGAGUGCGUUGUUUGCUCUAAGACGGAAGUGUUGAAAUGAAGCCGGCAGUGGACGAGAUGUUCCCAGAGGGAGCUGGUCCUUAUGUGGAUCUAGAUGAGGCAGGUGGAAGUUCUGGACUUUUGAUGGAUUUAGCAGCAAAUGAAAAGGCGGUGCAUGCAGAUUUCUUCAAUGAUUUUGAAGAUCUGUUUGAUGAUGAGGAUAUCCAGUAAUAUCCCAGCUUUAAUGCACGAAGACUCUAUUUACUGCUUACGUCCCAUCAAUGAUGGGAAAUGUUAGAUGACUUUGUGUUUAUAGUUGCCUUGUAAAUAAAAUAUCCUUGCUAGAA
Messenger RNA from Xenopus laevis (African clawed frog), 382 nucleotides. It is a transcript of the gene cops9.S, whose product is annotated as COP9 signalosome subunit 9 S homeolog. Gene Ontology annotation, cellular component: nucleoplasm; nucleus; cytoplasm. Lineage: Eukaryota; Metazoa; Chordata; Amphibia; Anura; Pipidae. The record is from RefSeq and is marked provisional.